CCCUAACCAAACACACUCAUCACAAAAAUCCCAUCACAUUCUUGAAAAUAAAAAUAAAAAAUGAAGUUGUUCUUCCUAGCGACGCUCUCGCUGCUCGUGAUCAUCGGUUUCGUGGAGAGCUUCGACUUCCACGAGGCCGAGCUGGAGACGGAGGAACGGCUGUGGGACCUCUACGAGCGGUGGCGGAGCCACCACACAGUGACGAGGAGCCUCAACGACAAACACAAGCGUUACAACGUGUUCAAGGCCAAUGCCCAUUACAUCAAAGACUUCAACAAGAUGGAUAAGCCCUACAAGCUCAAACUCAACAAGUUUGCCGACAUGACCAACCACGAGUUCCGAAGCAUCUAUGCCGGCUCGAAGGUGAAGCACAAUCGAAUGUUCCAAGGGAACCUACGAGCAAACGGAGGCUUCAUGUACGAGGAUGUCCAGAAUGUUCCAACCUCCAUUGAUUGGAGGAAGAAAGGCGCUGUCACCGCAGUCAAAGAUCAAGGCAACUGUGGUAGUUGCUGGGCGUUUUCGACCGUUGUUGCAGUUGAGGGGAUAAACUAUAUCAAGACAAAGAAAUUGGUGUCUCUGUCUGAACAAGAACUUGUUGAUUGCGACACUGUCCUAAACGAGGGGUGUAAUGGAGGGCUAAUGGACAUAGCAUUUGAUUACAUAGAAAAGAAUGGAGGAUUAACAACCGAGAAGAUCUAUCCCUACACGGCUAAAGAUGGGCAAUGUGAUAUGAAAAAGGCGAAAUGUCCAGCAGUAGCCAUUGAUGGACACGAGAAUGUUCCCGCCAACGACGAAGGCGCGCUGUUGAAAGCAGUAGCUAACCAGCCCGUCUCCGUAGCAAUUGAAGCUGCAGGCCCUGAUUUCCAAUUUUACUCAGAGGGGGUAUUUACAGGGGAAUGCGGCACCAACUUGGACCAUGGGGUGGCGAUCGUUGGGUACGGCACGACGCUGGAUGGGACGAAAUAUUGGACGGUGAAGAACUCGUGGGGAGCUGAAUGGGGCGAGAAAGGUUACGUUAGAAUGAAACGUGGGAUUAGUAAAAAACAUGGGCAGUGUGGGAUUGCGAUGGAAGCAUCUUAUCCCAUCAAAAAGUCGUCCAACAAUCCCGGCGGGGAGACUGAAUCGGCGACUAAGGACGACCUCUAAAUCGUAUUCAUUGGAUUUUGCGUUUGCCAUCGACUGUUCUAUUUCAAGAUUAGGAGUUAUUUUGUGAUGUGCCGCAAAUUCAUUUCUAACUAUUGUUAUUGUCUAGUUUGGAGUGUGUGUUCAAUGUACCGAGUUAUGUCUAUGAUUUAAAUUUUAAUAAAAUGGUUCUUUGAUAUCA
Messenger RNA from Salvia miltiorrhiza (redroot sage), 1324 nucleotides. RefSeq names its product vignain-like. Bases 61 to 1146 code for a protein of 361 amino acids. NCBI's taxonomy places the organism in Eukaryota, Viridiplantae, Streptophyta, Magnoliopsida, Lamiales, Lamiaceae. The transcript has 4 exons. Gene Ontology annotation, molecular function: cysteine-type endopeptidase activity. The record is from RefSeq and is a predicted model, not a curated record. Gene Ontology annotation, cellular component: lysosome.